Molecule: messenger RNA, 1078 nt
Organism: Ochotona curzoniae (black-lipped pika)
Lineage: Eukaryota; Metazoa; Chordata; Mammalia; Lagomorpha; Ochotonidae
Gene: RSRP1
Product: arginine and serine rich protein 1
Exons: 5
Coding region: 207-794 (195 amino acids)
Source: RefSeq, a predicted model, not a curated record
UCUCGUACUUUCGACACGUCUGCGGACGUCCUUGUCAUUUCGCGUCGGGACGUCGGCCUUGUGGUUGACCAGACAGCUGCUGGGAAGCAGUGGCGGGAAGCGCCCGUUCGCCGCGAGCUCCGAACGGAAGGUCGCGGUUGGCCUUUGUCUCGGCCCCGAGGGAGGCGGCGACGCCCGGCGGCGUUCUGCGUUUCCGGGGAGGCGACAUGUCCGGCUACGUGAGCGCCCUCUGGCCCGGCUCUCCGCAGGACAAGGGCUCGCCGUCCACGUCGCGCUCUGGCCGCUCGAGCCGCUCUUCGUCCGGCAGCUCGCGCGGCUCGAGCCGGAGCCGGAGCAGGUCCCGAUCCCGCUCCCGGAGGCGCCAUCAGCGCAAGUACCGGCGCUACUCGCGCUCCUACUCGCGCAGCCGCUCGCGGUCCCGCAGGGCCGGCCGGUCCCCCUGGCGGGGCCGCUCCCGCAGCCGGUCGCGCUCGCGGGGACGGUGGUCGCGCCGACGGCCGCAGCCCCCGGUGGCCCGCGCCCGCCGCUCCUACGGCUUCGCACGCGCCGUGUACCCGGGGCAGCGCGGCCGGCGCAGGGGCAGGUCCCGCAGCAGGUCACGCAGCCGCACCCCGUUCCGGUUGAGCGAGAAAGAUCGGAUGGAGCUGUUGGAAAUAGCGAAGGCCAAUGCAGCAAAGGCCUUAGGAACAGCUAACUUUGACUUGCCAGCCAGUCUCCGAACACUUUCAGCUACCAAAGAAACAAGCCAUGGAACAGCUGUGUCACAGGAUGGAGCAAAGUCCGAGAAAUCAUGAAUGUGCUCUCCAGACAUUGAUGAAGAAAAUCUGUUGAAUUCUGUAGCAAAACCAGGCCACAACAUGGAUAAAGCUGUUGCUGAAGAAACAUCUUCAGGAUCACCACCAAAGAUUAAUAAGAAGAAAAGUCCAUAUGAGCUGUGGCUACCUGUCUGAAAGAAGAAAUCUACAAAGAUUGCCCAAAAUUGCACUUUAUUGCAAGUUUGUAGCAUUAUCCCAUCCCCUUUGAGCAAUUUAGUAGUGAUUAUUAUACACAUUUUAAGUAAUUAAAUGUUGAUAUUCUA